Molecule: messenger RNA, 882 nt
Organism: Brassica oleracea var. oleracea
Lineage: Eukaryota; Viridiplantae; Streptophyta; Magnoliopsida; Brassicales; Brassicaceae
Exons: 2
Coding region: 1-882 (293 amino acids)
Source: RefSeq, a predicted model, not a curated record
AUGGAAGACGUCCUGUCCCGAGCUUGGGCGCUGGUAAAAUGGGAGGAAGAUGUCGCCAGUCGAGCUAAGGCGCAGCAAAAGCAAGAUCCCAAGGCGAUCAGAUCAGACCGAACCGAGCGAGAUGAGAAACCCUCUCAAAGACCAGCCAGGGACUCCGGGAAUCGAAACCAGGGCAUAUACCAGAACCCGCUGAUCAAGAAGGCAGAAGGGAUGGCAAUCGAGGUCAAAGAGUUGCUUAAGAAAGGACACCUCAGGGAGUUCUUUUCCAAGAAGGCCAAGAGCCAUCUAAGCAAAGAGACAACGGGAAAGCCCACUGAAGCUGCUCCAGUCUCACCACCUCGACAGGACCGAGUGAUACAUGUCAUAUCGGGAGGUUCGGAGAUCAGCGGAAUAAGCCACGCAGCCCCGAAGAAGAGCACUUGGAACGCCAAGCACGGCCUAGAGGCAGCCAAGCCGAAACGCCUACUCCUGGAUACGGACGAAAUAAGUUUCACGGCCAAGGAGCAGGAAAAGAUUCUCACCCCACAUCAUGAUGCCCUGGUCAUAUCGCUCACUGUAGCGAACUGCCUGGAGAAAAGGAUAUUGGUAGAUAAUAGAAGCUCCGUCAACAUCAUCUUCCAGGCCGCAUACAAGGAUCUGGGGAUGGAGGAAAGCGCUCUAACUCGGAGGAUAACCCCACUCAUAGGGUUCAGCGGAGAAGUCAAGCAGACCGCCGGAGAGGUGACCCUCCCGGUGUACGCUGAAGGGAUCAACAUGUCAACCAAGUUCCUUGUUGUUGACUGCGAUUCAUCCUACAAUAUGAUCCUCGGGUGGCCUUGGAUCCACGGCAUGGGAGCCGUCCCUUCGACUCUUCACCAGAUGGUUGAUAGACCAUGGAUUUGA